CUUGCCUUCCCCUUCACUCUUUCACCCGUGAGCACAAGUACACCACAAACGACGAAGCCUUGUCGUUCAGAACAGCCAUAGUUUGUGAGGCACUAGCACAUACGCCAUGGGAGUCUUGGACCACCUCUCCGACCUGUGCAGCAUCACGGAGACGAAGGAGGCCCUCAAGCUCAGGAAGAAGCGCCCGCUGCAGACGGUGAACAUCAAGGUGAAGAUGGACUGCGAGGGGUGCGAGCGGCGGGUGAAGAACGCCGUCAAGUCGAUGCGGGGCGUGACGAGCGUGGCGGUAAACCCGAAGCAGAGCAAGUGCACGGUGACGGGGUACGUGGAGCCGAGCAAGGUGCUGCAGCGGGUGAAGAGCACGGGGAAGGCGGCGGAGAUGUGGCCCUACGUGCCUUACACGCUCACCACGUACCCCUACGUAGGCGGCGCCUACGACAAGAAGGCGCCGGCGGGGUUCGUCCGCAGCGCGCCGCAGGCCAUGGCCGACCCCAGCGCGCCAGAGGUCCGGUACAUGUCCAUGUUCAGCGAUGAAAACGUCAACGCGUGCACCGUCAUGUGAUGCGUUAGAGCCGCCGUCGUCGAGGCCAGCGACGUCCAAACUCCGACGACAUAUGUGUGGAUCGAUAGAGCUCAGACCUAGAAGAGAAAAAGGAAAGUUAAGCGUCCUUACAACUACCAAAGUGUUGUAUAUGUUAGGUUUUGUUGUGAUUGUGAUCUUAACAUAGAGAACAGAGUAAUAGCGGUUGAUAUAAAAACUAUUCAUUACUGUUUUAUAUGGUGAGUGGGGGGUAUUUAUAGAUAUAUAUUAACUACUCUCGUUGUCAUUA
Phragmites australis (common reed) is the source of this 830-nucleotide messenger RNA. RefSeq names its product heavy metal-associated isoprenylated plant protein 20-like. Lineage: Eukaryota; Viridiplantae; Streptophyta; Magnoliopsida; Poales; Poaceae. The record is from RefSeq and is a predicted model, not a curated record. Gene Ontology annotation, molecular function: metal ion binding. The transcript has 2 exons. The coding region runs from base 107 to 562 and encodes 151 amino acids.